AUGACAACCCUUGCGGAAGUUUGGGGUAAGCUGCCUGGAUUGGCCCAGCGCGGGGCAUCCGGACGGCUGAUUGUGGGACCAGUGAACCUUCAGAGGGCCGACUUGGACUUCAAUUGGAAUGUGGUCGGAGACUUCUGUGAGAAUGCGGCUUGGAAAGUGCGGCCGCGAGAAGCAAACAUCAUUCGGCUUUACGAGCUAGUGGGCAUCCCCGUGCCGGAAGGUCGCAGUCCUCGCGACUCCAUCGAAGAAGCUGAGGCAGCCUGGGGAAACGGGGAAUUACGCACGUACACCCGGGAGCUUGGUGAUGAAGCGAUGAAUGAAGAAGGUGAAGAAGAGUGGGCAACUGAAGACGAAGCUGUCGAUGAAGAACUGCCUGCUGAGGGAGGGGUGGACACAGGUGCAGGUGAGACGUGGGUGCCUCCGUCAGCACCAGCUGCUCCCGUGCCCGCUACUGAUGCAGCUAAUCCUGCAAUGCCCGAUGAGGGACGGGUGGGCCCCGGUGCAGGCGAGACGUUGGCGCCUUUGUCAGGACAAGCUGCUCCCGUGCCCGCUACUGCUGCCGGUAAGCCUGCAAUGCCCGAGUGUAAGUUGCCAGCCCAGGGUGGCGAUUUGCCAGUUGUUGCCCCGGAGCAGAACCCAGCCACAGCACUUCAGCGCAAUGGCACGAGUGUCUUCGUUGCAUUUCGCGAGGGUGAUUCUAUUACCACGGCUGCUUCGACCAUCGCCACCCCCCCACCGGCCCGAGCAAACUCUUCUCCGCCGUCAACCGAGAAGCUUCCUCUUCCAGCGAGCAGGAAGCGAACUCUCUUGCAGGCUCUCGAGGUUGAGUGUGCAAACAUUGAGAUGCUUCUGAAGGCCAAAGGGGAGUUAGCUGCGAAAAGAGCAUUGGAGGCAGCCCAGGGGCAGUUCGUAGUUUCGGACAAGCACCUUAGUUGUCGUGCUUCGACAAGCAAUCUACGACAAUCUACGAACAUCGGCCCAGGUGCGGAGAUGGACCGGGUUGACACGUAUCCCAUGGAGACCGGUGUGGCUGAGGAGGUGUUGCAUGCAGCACGGAUCGAAGUCCACCAUCGUGAAAAGGAACAGGAGAUGCAGAAGGAGUCUCAGCCAGAGCCAGAGCUGUCGGCUGAGCUUCGUGGUACAACCUUGGUUUUGGGCCAGAGGAAAGAGGAUGAAGCGGAGCUUCCUCGGGAGCCAGAUAAGACAUCCAAGUGGAUGGAUGAGGACGACAACCGCACAAUUUUCUUCGAUCCAGAGAACAUGGCUUGGCCGGAGGUCACAGGUGCUGAGGAGCUUGAGCCCCUUGAUCCUGUGAAGCGAGAUGAUGACAAGCCCGUUCAGGCUUUGGAUGUUUCAUGCGAGGCCGAUGAUGAGAAGCCCGUUCAGGCUUCGGACGGUUCAGGCGAGGCCCAUGAUGAGAAGCUCGCUCAGGCUUUGGAUGGUUCAUGCGAGGCCAAUGGUGAAAAGCCCGUUCAGGCUUUGGACGGUUCAGGCGAGGCCCAUGAUGAGAAGCUCGCUCAGGCUUUGGAUGGUUCAGGCGAGGCCAAUGGUGAGAAGCCCGUUCAGGCUUUGGAUGGUUCAGGCGAGGCCAUUGGUGAGAAGCCCGUUCAGGCUUUGGACGGUUCAGGCGAGGCCGAUGGUGAGAAGCCCGUUCAGGCUUGGGCUUGCGCGGGGGAGGCCGAUGAUGAGAAGCCCGUUCAGGCUUUGGAUGGCACAGGGGAGCCAGUUCCCGAGUCCAGCGGCUCGCCUGAUGCUGACAUGCCCACGGAUGCUGUUGUGGAGACGGGCAAUUCCAGAGGGUGUGGUAAGCGAGGCCGUGGUGGUGGACGCGGCAGAGGCCGUGGCAAAGCUCCGGAAACAGUGCCGGAGAAGGUGUCCGAGGUCCGGGGCAAGAGCCGCAGAAAGCAUGGUGUCGAGGAGACCGAGCCGGAUGAGCCCGAGAAGGCCUCAAGGGCCAAGCCGAAGAAGGACAAGGAGAACGGAUCCGGAAAGAUCGAGCCGAAUAAGCCGAAGAAGGAGAGGGGGGACGGAUCCGAAAGAAACGAGCCGGAUAAGCCUAAGAAGGCCGCUUCAAAGGCCAACCCGAAGCUGACGGAGAAGGAACCCAAGCCGGGGGUGGAGCAGGAUGGUGCCGAGAAGCCAGCCCCGAAGCGCAAGAAGCCAGAUGUUAAGGAGCUUACAGAAGAAGAGCGGUGCAAGAAGCAGUUGAAAAGCCGCAAGAGUUGCGCCUAUCACUGGGCCCGUGCUGAGGCUCUGAACUUAGGGUUCACAGAGGAGGAAGCCAAGCAGAAGGGUCAGGAGGUCUUUUGGCUAUAG
Messenger RNA from Symbiodinium sp. CCMP2592, 2316 nucleotides. The record is from the annotation of a GenBank genome assembly. NCBI's taxonomy places the organism in Eukaryota, Dinophyceae, Suessiales, Symbiodiniaceae.